Molecule: messenger RNA, 994 nt
Organism: Drosophila suzukii
Lineage: Eukaryota; Metazoa; Arthropoda; Insecta; Diptera; Drosophilidae
Source: RefSeq, a predicted model, not a curated record
GAUGUUUCUGCACCUCUAAUAAAAACCUAUGUAAUGGAAAAGGAUGCAUAAAUGGCUCUUACGAAGGUCUAUAAUGCUGCCACAGCCUUUAAGAACUUGGGCGGCGUUCUCAACGUGUACAAACCUGCAGGCAUGAAGGUAAAGCACGUGCGCAAUGCCAUUCUUAACAACAUUUGCAAGGGACUCAACAAAAUGGUGCAGCGGGAGCCAGGUAAAUUGCGGGAAGGCAGAUUCCUGGGCACAGGUACAGCCGCUGAUCCUGUACUGCACAAUAUUGCUUUCCAGACGGAUCUGUCAGACCACGUUCUUUCCGCCGGACCUCGAUACCUUCCUCGAGACCUGAGCUGCUCCACAGUGUCCAGCCUGGGGGAUCACACCAGUGGAGUCCUUCUUUUCGGGAUCAAUAGGGGAACGGGUCAGUCUAGCAGCAUACGAAAAAGCCGGCCAGUACGGGUCUACCACAUAACCGGCCGCCUUGGCAGCGCUACAGAGAACCACUUGCCAGACUCACGAGUCACUAUGCGCGCUAACCAUCGACACGUGUCAGCGGACAGGAUUAGCGGUCUGGCCGCCUCCAUACAGGCCUCUCACCAGCGCAAAAUGUUUGAGCUCUGUGGCGUUGAUUUGCAGACCCAGGAGGCAUACGAACUGGCCUGUAAGGGGCUCCUUCGCCCAGCGGACGAAAGCCAACCCGUUGUUUACGGCAUAAGGCUUGUCCACUUUGAGCGGCCGCACUUUACGUUGGAACUGCACUCUAUCAACGAGACGCAGGAGUACCUGGUCGCCCUAGUGCACGAUUUGGCCUUGGAAUUACGCACUGCCGCGCAUUGCUCCCAGCUGCGCUGCGUGCGGCAUGCCCACUUUGAUGUUAGGGAUAGUCUGCUCAGAAACUCUUGGCACUUGCCAGGCAUCAUAAAGAACCUGCGCCAUCAACGAGACAUACUACGGGCGCACAAUCAACAGCACCGAGUCGAGCUAAAAGCCAUACACUAAU